AUGCGCCCAGCUCAGCGUUUCAUCUUCCUUUCCAUCUUCAUAUUCGUUGCUUGGUACCUAUUCCUUCGAUCUCCAGCCUCCAAAGUUGCUAUACCUGUCGAACCACGAGAUGAUUUACCUCCCACGGUCGCUAAAUUCGUGAAAAAGAAGCUUAAUAAAGCUCGUCCGGUAACUUUCACCAUCGGCGACGAAUUUUCACUCGAUAAUCUUCACAAUAUACGUGAAAAACUGCUACCAUGGGGUCGAGCGUCAAAUUACGUUGUCCUUUGUCUGGACGAACCGUGUAUGAAGAUGAAUGCCGGUGGAAUCAAAAGGAUAGACGUUAGCAUGGUCCGGGGCGGUCGUGGGAGCGUUUUGAUCCUCUUUGCACUGUACCUUACCGAAAACCACUACUCUUUCCUACACGUUGACUCCGAUAUCUGCCUUACAGGCACCCACGACCCUUUUUCGCGUACUCUAAAGCAGAACGAUGACUCCUGGGAUGUUCAAUUCAUGGAAGAAAAUGAUAGGCUCGAUCCAGGAUUUUGGAUGUCCAGGCCGUCUACUGGAACGCUCGCAUACCUCCGUGCUACGGAAGCACUCCUCCAAGAUCCCAAGAAUAAGGGAUUCAGUGCGACAUACCUCUUGCGAGAAGGGAUCCGUGGGUUACCACUACGAUAUCACCUACUAGAUGUGAAAGAUUUCAAGUCUUGGGCGGAUUAUCAAGCUUGGGAGUCCCAGAACUUUGCGACAGAACCGCAAAUCGACGUUUUGAUACAAGGCACGACCGCGAUACACUUUACUUGCAUCGAUAAAUCCAUUCGGCCAUACUUCGGAAAGCUAUUUGGCGGAUGGUCGGAUUAUAAUGGGUACUAUUCUAAUAUUAGGGGACGAUAUCUAGUUGUCUCUGGUAUCUCGGGCACAAAUGACCAAAUCAUCAACUUCAUCGCUUUGGCAAUACAACUCGCCAUUGACUCCGGAAGAAUCCUGAUUCUGCCGUACCACGUUGAAAUAAUCCAGCGACGGAUGAAAACGGUUGGACCGGAUACGAUACCGGAGUAUAAGCGUAUUCCAACUUUUCCCUUCUAUAGGGUGGUCGACAUCAAUAGUCUCAAUGGCCUGGUUGACUAUGUUGAGGCAAGCUUUGCGCUGAAUAGGGAAAAGUUCACCGGGAAGGAUGUUUCUCUUGAUACCUUGGUAUUAGAUGAGGGCAUGUUGGAAUUAGAGAAGGGCACGAAGUAUCCGAAACUGGUGACUAGGGUUAGACAACAGUCCGGUGCUGCAGCUUUAUCUAUAGAGCUUCGAGGGUUCGAGAUAAGGAAUGCAGCCGGGUUUGAGCCUGGAGUGAAGGAUUACGUCAAGAGGAUUAAGGAAAAACUAAGAAUUUGUCGGAAUAUUGAUGAAAGCGAGACCACCUGCGAGAAGAGGUGUACAUGA
Molecule: messenger RNA, 1416 nt
Organism: Orbilia oligospora ATCC 24927
Lineage: Eukaryota; Fungi; Ascomycota; Orbiliomycetes; Orbiliales; Orbiliaceae
Exons: 2
Coding region: 1-1416 (471 amino acids)
Source: RefSeq, a predicted model, not a curated record